Messenger RNA from Tribolium castaneum (red flour beetle), 1808 nucleotides. RefSeq lists its product as uncharacterized. Gene Ontology annotation, biological process: cilium assembly. Bases 81 to 1745 code for a protein of 554 amino acids. Gene Ontology annotation, cellular component: axoneme; ciliary basal body. The record is from RefSeq and is a predicted model, not a curated record. The transcript has a single exon. NCBI's taxonomy places the organism in Eukaryota, Metazoa, Arthropoda, Insecta, Coleoptera, Tenebrionidae.
ACAAAAUCACAUAGAAACUAAACAUUUCAAACAAAUGUCAUUUAAUUGAUUUGUGUGUGUGUUUGUGUUAUUUUUGUAAAAUGAACCAAGAUGAUAAACCUACUGGAAAAAGUCAGACCAGUGUUUUGCCCCCAAUACAAGAGGCAACCAAAAGCCCCAAGAAAAAAAUUUCAGGGGACUUGACUGCAGCUUCCUUACUUCAUUCAAUAACACAAGAGAAAAAACUUCCCCAAAACAUAUCUCACUUAAAUACCGCACUACCAGAGAAAAAAGAACCCGAGCUUCCGUCUCAAGAUAUCGUCUUAAAACCUGAACUAAGUUCUUUUGACAGAAUUUCUGAACGUCACCAACAUUCCGCCCGUUCGUCUAUUGUGAGCAUAGAAAGUAAAAAGUCACAACGUUUGAAAAAUGACACCGAUUUGUCGUCUGAAGAUAUACGAACUUCAGAGUCAUAUUUUUCCGAAACUGCAAGAACCUCCCAAAUGUUUGGUAGACGGUACCAAAAGUCUGACCAACUUGUAACUAAUAACAAACAUCCACUUGAUGACCUUGACCCUGCUGGUAUUGUAAGAGCAAUGAAAGACCUUCAACGAAAAGUGCAACACUUGAAGGUUGAAAACGAGAUUUUCUACAAUUUUUUGCAAGAAAAUGACUCCGAAGCCAUCAAAGAAAUGGCAGAACUGCAGGAAAAACGGCGUAUUAAUGCCGAUAGAGUACAAGCAGCUGUUAAGAAAAGAGCAUCGAGAGGUAGCGUCGUCUCCACUACAAACUUAGGUUUCGGAGCUUCAGGCCCAAGAGGAUCUAUUGCCUCCUUGGGCGCAAAACCACGAACUUCCGUAGCUUCGAUCACAGGACGGCCACGAGCAUCACUGGCUUCGUUCUCACACUUUGAGUCCGAUCUUUACUCUGAUAAAGAAGCACCGAAAAUAAUCCUCGCCCAAAAACUGGACAUGAUCAUGAAAUGUAUGGAAGAGUUUGAAAAACACCUCGAAACGGCUAGAAAUCAGUCGAAAAAAGCAAAACGUACGCUGCUCUCAAACCUCGAAGAGAUGGAAAUCAGGAACGAGGAAAUCCAAGAAUCGCGGGAACAUUUCGCAGAAUUGAGAAACAACGGCGUCACGCUUGAAAAAUUCGUCCGGUUUUUCGAGGAAUGGUUGAAGAAAUCACGCCUAACUGGGGACAAAAUCAGACUGAGACACAGUUCCCUUAAGGUGCAAUACCACAAAGCUGCGACUCUUCUCGCUAAUAAGAAACUAAUAGGGGAACACGUGCAGGAGGUUGAUUUUGAUCAACUCCGAGUCGAGAAUCGGCAUUUGACUGAGCAUAUUGAGAGCAAAAACUGUCUUCUUAUCGAAAUGAAGAAAAUGACAGCCAGUGGUAAUUUAAAGUUGACUCAGUUGAAAAAAUUCCUACAGGAGAAAAUGGCCAAGAAGGAAGCGCUGCUUCAAAGUAUUAAAACGUUUGAAGAUGAUAUUAUGCGGUCGGAUGAGCAGUUAGAGAAGCUUUAUAAAGAGCUGGAUCAAGUCAGGAAAAAGUACGACCAGUGCAAAGAACGAUCUGAAAAUUAUUUGGCGCCCGAUGUUUUGGAGUAUAUUCGAAAGAAGGCAGAUGUUGAUAAUGCAAAAAAAGAGUUGAAAGUUUGGGAAAGGCGAAAGAUGCUGAAGGAACUAGCUCUGAGUAUUGCAAUAACUGAAAUGAAGAGGAUUUUCAGGUGUACACAUACACACCCGUCUUGGUUCAAAUAGGCUCUAAUUGUGCGUUGUGUUAGUUUUUUUAAUUUGUGUUUUAAAUAAAUGAUACCGUGAAAA